GCGGUACUACUUCGGCGGCGCGGAGGGAGGGUUUUGGGGGCUGUGUCGGGUCGGCCUGGGGGAGGGGGGUGAGGCGGCUGCGCGGAGUGUUGUGGAGCGGCGGCGGCGCGAGGCGGGCUCGCGGGCGGUGCGGACACGGGGCACGAAGCGCCGGCGGCCCGGCCUGAAGCGACAGGGUCUCCCACAUUCUUCCCCCCCCUCCCCCAGGCUACCGUUACAGCCCCCCCCCCCCCCCCCCGUCCACUAGGCCUCUGCCCACACCAAGCCGGCAAUCCUGGAGAUGGAAAGGAAGCGUUUCGAGUGCUCGGCGCUCCCCUCCGGCUGGAAAAGGGAAGAAGUGACUCGAAAGUCGGGCCUGUCGGCGGGGAAGAGCGACGUCUAUUAUUAUAGGUUGCCUGUCCAUCACGCACCAUUCCCUGGCCAAGAAGAGAGGCAGGUGAUCUGCUACCAGGCCUCUGCCAAUGUAGCUCUUGAGCUGUCCACUAGGAGCCCAAGUGGAAAGAAGUUCAGAAGCAAGCCACAGCUUGCACGUUACCUGGGAAAUUCAAUGGAUCUGAGCAGUUUCGAUUUCCGAACAGGAAAAAUGUUGAUCAGCAAACUGAACAAGAACAGACAGAGACUGCGCUUCGACUCUGCCAACCAGGUCAAGGGCAAACCAGAUCUGAACACUUCACUACCUGUUAGACAGACAGCUUCAAUCUUCAAACAACCAGUUACCAAAGUGACCAACCACCCCAACAAUAAAGUAAAAAUGGAUCCACAGAAAGCUGUAGAACAGCCACGGCAGUUAUUCUGGGAGAAGAAGCUGACUGGAUUGAAUGCAUUUGACAUUGCUGAAGAAAUCAUAAAGACUAUGGAUCUACCUAAAGGUCUACAAGGUGUGGGGCCAGGAUGCACAGAUGAAACUUUGUUGUCUGCUAUAGCAAGUGCUCUACAUACUAGUUCCAAUCCUAUUACUGGACAGGUCUCUGCAGCAGUAGAAAAAAAUCCCGGUGUGUGGCUGAAUACUUCGCAACCUCUCUGCAAAGCUUUCAUGGUCACUGAUGAGGACAUUAGGAAGCAAGAAGAACUUGUACAACAAGUGCGGAAGAAGUUGGAGGAGGCACUGAUGGCUGAUAUGCUAGCACAUGCUGAAGAAUCUGGAAAGGAGUCAGAUAUAGCACAAGACAAGGAAGAGGAUGUAUAGCCAAGGAGAUUCUUAGAAUCCAAUAUUUUUCAGGGAAGUAUGGACAUAAAGAUGAGUGAAAAUAUUCGUAAGGAUGAGAAUCACUGAAUAAUUGUAUCAUUUGGAAUUUCUGCAUCCAAACUGGUUUAUAAUAUGUUUGAAGAACUACUUUUCCAGUUUAAAAAUAAAAGUGCUUUUUGUCAGAUGGAAACAGUCAUUGUGAUGGGCAUGUAGACCAUUGCCAGUAAUCAUUUUUAAACUUGAAGUUUGUUUUUAUAUGCUCACAUUUUUUAAAGCUAUGUAAAAUACUGUAAAAUUUGAUAUGUGCAGGUUGUCUGUUGGUAGGUAUAUUCAUUGUUUGUGGUUUAAUCGUGAAAUAAGCAUACAUCUCUGGUGACGAGCGCCAGAAAAUGAAUCCAAUAUUUCUAGUUUUGUAUGUUGUGUUUCUAGGCCAUUGCAUUCUUAAUCCUGUAAUGAGGCAAACUGCAUUCAUGCAUGUUUUGUGGAAAAUUGUUUUGCAAGUGUUUUAUAAUGCAUGUUUCCAAUUCUUCCCCACCUUCAGUACAUGUACAUUGUGUAGUUGAAGCAAACUGUAAAAGCUGGAAUAGCUUGUUAAUAAAAUCUGUUUACUAAAUAUUUUUUAUUUGUAAUGUUUUGCAGGUGAGCUGAUGCACCAUGCCAUUAGAUUAUAGAAUUAUUUAAUGUACUUCUCUAAUCUGUAUUUGGAAUCAGCUGCAAGCCCACAAAGACAAAAGACCAUGAACAGUUAUCAUGGUUUGGGAUUUCUUUCAAUGGAAGAGAUUUGAGAGUUAAUAUUUGAAGUGUUAAAACUGCCCCUUAGGUUUAAAAGGUCACUGAAACAAAGGCUACAGUUAUUGGGUCGUUUAUUGAAACUAGACCUGCUAAUAUUCAGACAUUUGUGCUCAAGUUGCAGUUAGUUUAAAUCAAGGUCAGAUUUGAUAUCUCUUUCUUGUGUGUCUGGAAAUGCAAACAGCUUAACAAUUUGUAUCUUAAAGUGUCAGAGUCAACCUUGGGAAAGAUGAAAUUAGAAUGUGCACAAAAGAUGUUAUGUAUUUUAGACUAUCGGGGUAUUCUGCUGCAAACCUAAGUUAUAAGAAAAAUGGACCAACAUUUAUAUGUGCCUUUCACCACCUUAAGUUGCAAACAAGUACUUUCGAUAAGAGUCAAACAUUUUACUAAUGUAGACAACCUGGUAGCUGAUAUGUGUUCAGCAGGGAUCUACUAACAGAAAAAUGGUAGUGAACAGUUAAUCAGCUAAUUUUUAAGCAGAACUCUGGGCAAACAUUUCCUUGUUGCUCUUCAAAGUAAUGCCAUGGACUUGUGUACACUUGAGAUGAAAAGUCAUCUAAAAGAUGCGCCCCUGACAAUACACAGAUCUGGACAAUCGACCUAGCUUUUAUACUUGGGUCUUUGGAGCAGAACAUGAACCCAUAACCUCAAACACGUUCCUGAAUGAAUGCAAAAUGUUUGGACCACUGAAAACCGUCACCAUUGCAAUUGCUACGUGCGUAUCACGUGUCGGUGCAAAACUUGAAUGAUGACCUUAAUCUGAAAUAAUCAUCCUGUCUUAUCAAUUUAGCAGUUCUGUAAAUUAAAGCUGUAUGAAAUUUAUGCAAAAA
Molecule: messenger RNA, 2805 nt
Organism: Hemiscyllium ocellatum (epaulette shark)
Lineage: Eukaryota; Metazoa; Chordata; Chondrichthyes; Orectolobiformes; Hemiscylliidae
Product: methyl-CpG-binding domain protein 3
Exons: 8
Coding region: 281-1186 (301 amino acids)
Molecular function (GO): DNA binding
Source: RefSeq, a predicted model, not a curated record